This is a messenger RNA of Bombus pascuorum, 749 nucleotides long. RefSeq lists its product as uncharacterized. Lineage: Eukaryota; Metazoa; Arthropoda; Insecta; Hymenoptera; Apidae. Bases 3 to 527 code for a protein of 174 amino acids. The record is from RefSeq and is a predicted model, not a curated record. The transcript has 2 exons.
AGAUGUGCGCAGACGGAGUUGCCAGUUUGACAGGACUUGCUGGUAUUGUUGAUGCGUUGAUGACGCCGCGCAACAGAUUUUCCGGCUUUACCAUGGCUUUCCUUGUAUUCGACCUCGCUGCCUUUGGCCUUUCGUUUACAUCUCUAUCUGUGAUCGUCGUUCGUAUUUCCACAAACGUAGGGAUGCCACUGGAUGGUGACAAGUCUAAUUCGAAUACAGACUCUGUAAGCUAUAACUGGAUCGUGUUACUCCUUAACAUCAGUGAGGUAUUGGCAGACUUCAUCCUGGUACUGCUUAACUGCCACUUUUAUUCAACUUUGUAUCCGAGGGUGCACAGCUGUUUCCAAAUAGAGACAAUCGACGACGUAGGAAACAAUGAUGAAAUCGAGAUGCGUGACAUGGUCCAGCAGUGGGUCGCCCGACACAGCGAGAUGCCGGGUAUUCAACCGCCUUGCUUGGAACGUAUAUAUUAUCAACAAAUAAAGGACGCGAAAUAUAGCACACUCUUCAACAACAAAACAAGAUAAAUAUAAUUAAAGUAAGUACAGGCGAAAAUACUGCGGAUAUUUUUACGAAGGCACUGUGUAGAGAGAAAUUUGAAAGGUUUAGGUCAUGGAUGAAUGUAAACUAAGAGGAAUGUAAAUAAAGUAAUAAGGUUUAAAGGUUCUAUUAAGUAAUUCGACAAAUCAUGUAAAUCCGAUAAGCAGUCGUUAAGAAGCAUCUGGAAGAGUCGGUUGACAACAAGCGAG